Messenger RNA from Ruditapes philippinarum (Manila clam), 1066 nucleotides. RefSeq names its product low-density lipoprotein receptor-like. The coding region runs from base 277 to 978 and encodes 233 amino acids. The transcript is spliced from 5 exons. Lineage: Eukaryota; Metazoa; Mollusca; Bivalvia; Venerida; Veneridae. The record is from RefSeq and is a predicted model, not a curated record. Gene Ontology annotation, molecular function: protein binding.
GAUAAAAUUGUAAAAGAUGAACUCCCUACUGUGUACUAUAUCUAUAACAUUUCUGAAGGGAUCAAGCUGGUUUUUUACCAUUGCAGGGAAAGCGGACAUCCUGCAAUAACAGAUUGUACCCGUACGUUAUUCCAGUAUUUCAAUACCGAAGCACUUUGGGGGACUGAAGUUUGUUUGAAUAAUAAGCUCGAAUUUUACAUCUGUGAGAAACCGUUUUUAGAUGACGGGAAUCACACAAAAGAUCACAAUCUCUCACAAAAUGCAAGUACGGAUACAAUGUUAAAAUCUGAUUUACCCCGCCGACACAAUUCCGGGGCGUAUUUCCGCUGUACAAAUAGCAAAGAGUGGAUAUCUAUGUUAGCUAAAUGUGAUGAUGUCAUUGAUUGUAUUGAUGCUUCGGACGAAGUCAGGUGUUUGCAUGGCAAUAGUGAAUGUGACGAAGACGAGUUUUCUUGUGACAACGGAAAUUGUAUGAAACUGAGUCGUAUGUGCGACUUUAAACCGGACUGUGUGGACGGCAAAGAUGAAUUGUGUGAUUACCCAAAGUGUGAUGAUGAAAAUGAGUUUCGUUGUAAAAAUAGACAAUGUAUUCAAGAAGUCAAUCGAUGUAACGCUGAAUACGACUGUUUCGACAAAAGUGAUGAAACAGAUUGUGACUCCUGUAACAAAUCGUUUCUUUGUGCUGCUGAUUACAAAUGUAUUCCAUAUCGACUGACGUGUGAUCGCUAUCCUGACUGUAGGGAUGGAGGUGACGAAAGAAUUUGCCAAAGUAAUCCUCCAAAUUCUGAUGAUUUCAGCAGUGAAUACCUUUCGUCAAAAGUUGAAGGUAAGCAACAUUCUUUAAUAAAUGCAUUGAAUUAUCAAUACAUGUAUUAUAUUUUAGUCUUAAGAACAAAGGGAGUGCCGAAAAUAUGCAUGUAUGUUUCAAGUGACAUUAUGUCCAUCCAAGUGAAAAUGUUCAGUGUACAGGUUAAAUAAAUUGACUUUUUGUCAUAAUUGCCUAUUUUGGCAUGAACAAAAAUCAUAACGGACAUUUCUAUAAAUACUGUUCGGAAUGUAAAGAUAA